Messenger RNA from Schistocerca gregaria, 1709 nucleotides. RefSeq lists its product as uncharacterized. The transcript is spliced from 2 exons. NCBI's taxonomy places the organism in Eukaryota, Metazoa, Arthropoda, Insecta, Orthoptera, Acrididae. The record is from RefSeq and is a predicted model, not a curated record. Bases 42 to 1088 code for a protein of 348 amino acids.
UUCACCACUAUAUAUCAUAUAUCUAUCUUUUUCUCCUCUCUAUGUCGUUCUCAUUCCCUCUCCCACCGAUCCUCCCCUUGCUACUCCUUCUGUUUACUCCCCUUCUACUCGACGGGGUUAUCGCCUCUUCGAUACCCCAUCCCUCCGCCACCCCCCGAAUCUUCUCGUGCGAUUACCCCAAAGUAGUCCCGUCCGCAUCUCUAGUCCAUUCAACCCUUCAAAACAGACAAACCCUUAAUACUUGCCCCUCUGCAUUUCUUUUUCACGCAUUUUAUUUGCUAUCAGGUCCAACAUGCGUUUCGUGUACCGGUGGUGGCUCCUUCUUUUGGACUCAUGGGCCGUCUUCGCCCCCUGCCUCCAUCUGCCUGCCUAAGCCUCUAUAUCCGCACUGCAAACUUGUGCACACCCCUUAUAGCACCGUCUCUAGAUCGAUGCAUUCAGGAAUCUAUAAAUCGCUGUCUCACUCUUCCCCUUCCAUUCGUUCCAAUCUGUCAAAGCAAGAUGGCGAUACAUCGCUCUCCGAACCCUCAGAUUUCGGUCCGGUUACUCCAAAUAAUCACCAAGUUUUAUCGGACCAUCAAGAGAUGGUGGCUGAGCACACUUUCAACCGCCGCCUUUCCUAUGACUCUUGUCGCGUACUCGAUUGCUCAGAUCCGCAGCUACCGUCCCUUCAAUACCCCCAUUGCCCCGUAGAUACCUUUUGCAACGUAACCACAUCAUCCUGUCAGCGUACCUUUACCGCCGCACCCCCUUGUUCUCCUAUGCUCUAUUCGGUACAACUUCAAAAAUGCGUCGCAUGCCACACCUCCAACCUUAUGCCGUCUCCUCUUUUAGAGCCGAAGCGCUCGUUCACCUGCAGAGACCAAAACUAUCCACCACACUUCUGGAUUGCUUCCUACAGGUGCAAUGAACAAGGUGAAUUUGCCAUGCCACUAGAUAACGCCAACUGGGAAACCGUCAAAAAAGCUCCUAGAUGCGUUUUUCUGCUGUGUAUCCUUACCACUUCCUUACUUAUCAUUUCAUUGGCCUCCAGGCAGUACCUCCAGUGGCGCCCUCGUAUAAGAAAGGCGAAGGGCGAAUUUUUCUGACAUGAGGACCUCUCUCUUUUCUAGCCCCACCAGCCAGUUGCAUUUCCAAUGCUGGAAAGUGCUAUGACACGAGCCCCGGAAAUGAGACAGGACUUCCGGCCAAACAGACACGCAGCGAAGCUAAGGUGCCAUGCUUUUUUGUAUAUACUUGUGCACAUCGCCCACACAAAGUAUCAAUGUGUUUCUUGAUUUUUUUGUGUGUCACAUUACGAGCCUGCUUGUUGUUUGAUGUGUGGAUUGGUAAGUAGUUGGCAGCGUGAGUAUCAUCUGAAAAAUCCCUGGCGUCUGAACAUCUGGAUGUAUUGGUAGACUGUGAGCUUUUGUCGGUUCUGCGAGAGGUGGGUUCCGCUGAAAUGGGCGUGCGACUUGCUGAGGAGAUGAGGGGUGGGGGAGGAACGAGAUAUGGAGGUGGCGAAUUGAUGGUGGAGGUGGUGAAGGAGGGAAGUCGCUGGGGAAGGUUCGGGCGAGGUGGGGAAGAAAGAGAUGAAAUCUGCGCGAGUAAUAAGAGAGUCGUAGAAGGAGCUGAGCUUGGAUUCAGGGGGGGCAUUAGAGGACUGUGAAGGGUAGUGUUUUGGAACGGUAAAUAAAAGGCUUGAAUCCGGGUUGGGAGGAUUACCUUGA